Tachyglossus aculeatus (Australian echidna) is the source of this 2738-nucleotide messenger RNA. RefSeq names its product GINS complex subunit 2 (gene GINS2). Gene Ontology annotation, cellular component: nucleus; GINS complex. The transcript has 5 exons. The coding region runs from base 124 to 690 and encodes 188 amino acids. The record is from RefSeq and is a predicted model, not a curated record. Gene Ontology annotation, biological process: double-strand break repair via break-induced replication; DNA replication. Lineage: Eukaryota; Metazoa; Chordata; Mammalia; Monotremata; Tachyglossidae.
CGGGCGGAGGGCAGCGGCCGCCUGAGAGGAGGAUCAUGGGAAGACGGGCGGAGGGCAGCGGCCGCCUGAGAGGAGGAUCAUGGGAAGACGGGCGGAGGGCAGCGGCCGCCUGAGAGGAGGAUCAUGGGAAGACGGGCGGAGAGCAGCGGUCACCAGAGAGGAGGAUCAUGGGAAGGGGCUGAAGGGAGUCUGGGAAGUUGGGUCCCCGUUUCCCAGCUGCGGGGCGAUCUAGGACCUUUUAAUCCUGGUUUGCCUGUGGAAGUGCCCCUCUGGCUGGCAAUCAAUCUGAAACAGAGGCAGAAAUGCCGGGUGAUCCCUCCGGAGUGGAUGGAUGUUGAGAAAUUGGAGGAGAUCCGGGAUAAAGAACGAAAGGAGGAUACCUUCACUCCAAUGCCUAACCCAUAUUAUAUGGAACUGACCAAGUUGUUGUUAAAUCAUGCUUCAGACAAUAUUCCCAAAGCAGAUGAAAUCCGGACCCUGAUCAAGGAUACGUGGGACACGCGAAUAGCUAAACUUCGGCUCUCUGCAGACAACUUUGUCAGACAGCAGGAAGCGCAUGGCAAGCUGGAUAACCUGACCUUAAUGGAGAUCAACACUAAUGGGGCGUUCCUUACACAAGCCCUCAACCACAUGUAUAAACUCCGCACAAAUCUCCAUCCUGCCGAAAGUGCCCAAUCUCAAGAUUUCUAGAAGAAACUAGCCCAUGGCAGUAGCCGAUGAGUUCCCUUUGUAGUCACUGAACUCCUUUAGGCUUCACUUUUUAAGUCAUAGGUGGCUGUGGGGGGCUCGUGGAGCCUGGAAUGAAGUCUUGAUAGACCAGACUACUCUAGUCCUCCUUAAGGAUUUUGCUGCAAACCAUGGACAGGUUUUGUAAUAUAUAAAAAAAAAAUGUGUGUGUGUUUAAUGUGUAUAGCAAGCAAUCAUUUAUCGUAGCUCUGUAGAUAACAGAAGCAGGCUUGAGGCUGAAUAUUAAUCAUAAAACCUCUAUCAGCUGCACAGAGGGCAUUUCUUCGUCUCCAACACUAUCUCAGUCAGCCUCAGUUGUUCAGAAAUCAUCUUGGCAAAACAGAUGAUUCCAGCGGGCAGAGCAUUCAGCUCUCCUUGCACAGAAGCUGACAUGCAAAGACGAAUGUGGCUGCAGCAGAUAGGUGCUGCUUCUAAGGAGCUUUCUAGCUCUAUUCCUUGUGGGCAGGGUGGAUUUUUCCCUUGACUGGUUGGGACUGUCAUAAACUACAGAUAAAAAUAGAAAUGGAGGUGGCAUCUUGAAUUUAUUCUCCUUUCCUUGCUCAUGUCCCGCUGGCCUGGCAUUGUUUUAUGAACUCUGCCCCAAAGUCAUCAAACUGGGGAAGGUGACAAAGUGGGGUAGCCUUCAAUGGCUUUGGGGCUGUUUUUGUGGUUUAUUGCCCCUCAGCUGGUAAUGAUUUGUAAUGAGAGAAUCUCAUUUUGCAAGCAAGUGAUGGGAACAGUGUAAGGGUGUUGAGACAAAAUACUAUAUUUGGGGAAAGACCCUAAGGAUGUGACUGAGUGGUGCUGCUCAAGAUGCAGUGCCAAGGAAAAAACGUAGUGGGGUUUCAGUACUUAUUGAAUAGAGUAUUAAGACCGUUUUGUUGCUGAUUUAGGAAGUGGUGGCAUCUCAAAGGUGGCCCCAAAAAUGCUUUUCAGAAGCCUUUAUCAGUUAUUCCAAUUGCAAUUGUGAAUUUGUACUUCUACACAAACGGGAAGAGAGAUGUCAGGUAAUUGGGAGGCGGGGGCAGUGGUAGCUUUGCAUCCAAAGAGUUCCACUUUGCCUGGCAGGGAGGCAAAGUGGAAAGGCUUAACUGUGGGGAAUGGGCAGUCUUCCUGCCCACCUACUUUAGCCAGAUCUGCUUAAGACACUUUGAUCUAGUGGUUGAGCCAAGACAAUAAACAGGAGGCUCGCAGGCUUCUCAGCUCUAUCACUGCUGCCUAACUUGAGCAUUGUUGCCAUUGGGAAUAUAUGGGGAUCUAUGGAAACUAUUGGAUGUGAUUGCUCAGCCUGUGGUUAAAGAACAAGGACAAAGUUCGGUCUCUUCAGUCCUACUAUGAGUCUUCCCUGGGAAGUUGAGUAACAGAAGGGAAGCCUGGUAGAAAUGAGCCCAAAUUCCAAAGGAAUUGAAGUGCUGCGGCUUUGGUAUUUUGACCAGUAAGUAGCAUGGGCGUAUCAGCAGCAAAAUCCUCCAAGUGCUCUAGCAUGGUUGUCCGAUCGCCCUUCCUGUUUGUAGAGCACUUCGUUGUAAUAGUAGUUGUAAUAAUACAUAUUAUAGUAAUAAGGUAAGUGGCAGAGUGGGAUUAGAGCCAAGGUCUUUUAACUCAGGCUGGUGUUCUUUCUGCUAGACCACACUGCUUCACACUUCCUGCAGCGCUUUUCUCAUUUUAUCCUUACAACAUCCAUGGGAUGGAGGGACUUCUAUCUUCACUUUACAGAUGAGGAAGCAGGCCUGGAAAGGUUGGUGGUCUUGCCAAACAGCAGCGGCAGAACUGGUCCUAGAACUCCGGUCUCCUACCUCCUAGGCUUGGACUUUGUCUCUGAACCAACCUGCCUGAUGAGUCAAUGAGCCUUACUGGUGGCUGCUUCCUAGAGAAUUAAAGAGGAGGAAAGAUCAGACAUGUUUUGUAAGUCAGUGUUUUGUAUAGUUCUCUUACAACAAAAAUCGAAAGUAAACGUACUUGACUGCAAACUGGUUGGGUUGGUUUUUGAUUGGUAAAAUAAACCCAUGGCA